GGUAGUUGAUUCAGUCAGUCAGUCACACAGUCUUCGGGGCUCUCACGUCGUCUUUGUGAAGUGAAGGGAGCGCAAGAGGAGCACGUAAACACGCGGUUUGGAGAAACAAUACGCAGCCUUGCCAUUGAGCUCCGACCUGAAAAUCAACGCUUGAGAAGAGGUCAGCGAGAGACCGUGCAUAAGGAAUCCAUGAAGGGUGGGGUGGGGGAGGGGGUGACAACCACAGCAACACUGAGGUCACACAGAGUAAAAAAAAACUUUUAAUGGAGUCCCGGUAGAGGCAUCAAGAUGAAUACGUUACCAUCGAUGGACCGGCACAUCCAGCAGACCAAUGACAGGCUGCAGUGCAUCAAACAGCACUUACAGAACCCGGCCAACUUCCACUCAGCUGCCACGGAGCUGCUCGACUGGUGUGGAGAUCCCCGGGCCUUCCAGCGACCUUUCGAGCAAAGUCUCAUGGGAUGUCUGACGGUGGUGAGUCGUGUAGCUGCUCAGCAGGGGUUUGACUUGGACCUGGGCUACAGGUUGCUUGCAGUGUGUGCUGCCAACCGGGACAAAUUCACUCCUAAGUCUGCUGAAACCAGCACCUGCAGGAGAUGUCAGAGUGACUCAGCCCUGCUGUCAUCGUGGUGCGAGGAGCUGGGCCGUCUCCUCCUGCUGCGUCACCAGAAGAACAGACAGAACGAGCCGCAGGGAAAAGUUCCCAUGCAGCCCAGCAUGAACAGCAUGAAGCCUGGCCUCACACACAGUGAUGGAUCCUUUCCUUAUGACUCAGUCCCUUGGCAGCAAAACACAAACCAGCCCCCUGGGUCAUUAUCUGUGGUUACAACAGUGUGGGGAGUGACCAAUACGUCUCAGAGUCAAGUGCUGUGUAAUCCCAUGGCAAACAGUAAUAACCACAUGAAUCCAGGGGGCAACCCAAUGGGAUCGGGCAUGUCUGCCAGUGCGGCAGGUCUUAAUUCACCCCAGUUCAGCGCUCAGCAGCAACAAUUUCCAAACAAAGGAGGUUCCAACCAGUCGUACAUGCAGCAAGGCAUGUACGGCAGGCCUGGCUACCCUAGUGGUCCUGGGGGAUACAGUGGGAGUUACACUGGAGGCCCAAAUGCUCCACCAGGAGGAAUGGGAAUGACCACACACACACGUCCUCCUAGUGACUUCACUCCACCAGCUGCUGCUGCUGCAGCUGCGGCUGUUGCCGCGGCUGCUGCCACGGCAACAGCCACAGCAACGGCCACAGUAGCAGCUCUUCAGGAAACGCAGAAUAAAGAUAUGAACCAAUAUGGACAGAUGUGUCCAUCAUUCCAAAUGGGCCCCGCUCCAGCCUACAAUAGCCAGUUCAUGAAUCAAUCAGGCCCACGAGGCCCCCCUGGAGGUAUGAAUCCAGCCAGCAUGGGAUCUGCCAUGAACAACCCCAAUAUGAGUGGACCUCCAAUGGGCAUGAAUCCGGCUCGAACUCCUGGAAUGACACCUUUUGGAUCUCACGGUCAAAGGAUGCCUCAGCAGGGGUAUCCUGGAGGGCCUCGACAGGGCAUACCCAUGCAGGGGAUGAAAAGGCCAUAUCCUGGGGAGGGAGGUUAUGGGGGUCAGCAGUAUGGGCCAAACAGCCAGUUCCAGCCACAGCAGGGGCAGUAUCCAGCGUCAAACACAUCCAGGCCACUGCCUUCGCCUAACUACCCCAACCACAGGAUGCCAGGGCAGCAGGGCCAAGGGCAGUACCCAUCUGGGAUGCCCAUGGGCCAGUACUACAAGCAAGAGCCUUUCAAUGGUCAGAACGCCAACUUCUCUGGAGGUGGAUACUCCUACAGCCAAGGCAAUGGGCCUCCCAGGCCUGGUAACUACCCCCAUUCCCCAGUCCCUGGAAACCCUACACCUCCCAUGACCCCAGGAAGUAGUAUUCCUCCGUAUCUUUCACCAAAUCAGGAUGUAAAGCCCCCAUUUCCACCAGACAUGAAACCAAAUAUGACAGCACUUCCACCCCCUCCAACUAACCCCAAUGAGGAGUUGCGGCUGACGUUCCCAGUAAGGGAUGGAGUUGUGUUGGAACCGUUCCGCCUGGAGCACAACCUGGCCGUGAGUAACCACGUCUUCCACCUGCGACCGUCCGUCCACCAGACCCUCAUGUGGAGGUCAGACCUUGAGUUGCAGUUUAAGUGCUACCACCAUGAAGACAGGCAGAUGAACACCAACUGGCCUGCCUCCGUCCAGGUCAGCGUCAACGCCACGCCGCUCACCAUCGAGAGGGGUGACAACAAAACUUCCCACAAACCCCUGCACUUGAAACAUGUGUGCCAACCAGGAAGAAAUACAAUCCAAAUCACAGUCACUGCUUGUUGUUGUUCCCACCUGUUUGUGCUUCAGCUGGUCCACAGGCCAUCUGUGCGCUCCGUCCUCCAGGGGCUCCUGAAGAAGAGGCUCCUUCCUGCAGAACACUGCAUCACCAAGAUUAAGAGGAACUUCAGCAGCGUGGCGGCGUCAGCAGGCAACACCACUCUGAACGGGGAGGACGGUGUGGAGCAGACCGCCAUUAAAGUGUCCCUGAAAUGUCCCAUUACCUUCCGACGCAUUCAGCUUCCAGCACGAGGGCAUGACUGCAAACAUGUGCAGUGCUUUGAUCUGGAGUCCUACUUGCAGCUUAACUGUGAGAGAGGGACAUGGAGGUGUCCUGUGUGCAAUAAAACCGCAUUAUUAGAAGGUCUGGAGGUGGAUCAGUACAUGUGGGGAAUCCUCAACGCCAUCCAGAAUUCAGAGUUUGAAGAGGUCACUAUAGACCCUACAUGUAGCUGGCGACCUGUCCCCAUUAAGUCUGAGCUACACAUCAAAGAGGACCCUGACGGACCACUGGCCAAGCGCUUUAAGACCAUGAGCCCAAGUCAGAUGACCAUGCCUAAUGUGAUGGAGAUGAUCGCUCAGUUAGGCCCUGGUCCUGGACCUGGACUUGGCCCCGGACCAGGUCCAAGCCCCUACCCGCCUCACCCCGGUCAACAUGCUGGUGGCAUUGGAGGAGAUUUUCCGGGAGCAGGCAACAGUUACCACAGCCAAGGGAGCUUUGACUUCCCUCACGGGAACCCCUCUAGUGGUGGAGUUGGAGGAGGAGGUGGAGGAGGUCCUCCUAUGAAUGACUUCAUCCAUGGCCCCCAGCUUUCCCAUCCCCCAGAUGGACCUGGUGGUCUCUUGCCACAGGAUAAACCCCUUAGCCACAGCAUGAAUGAUGCAAUGUCCCAUUCAGAUCAGUCCCAUAACUCCAUGCAGCAGAGCUUGCAUGCGUCUCCCCACCCUGGCAGUCAAACAGGCCCGCCCUUACAUCACAGUGGCCAGUCAGGUCAGCCCUUGCAUCACAGUGGCCAGUCAUCGCAGCCGCCUCGCCAGUCGCAGCCACAGCCUCAGCCUCAGCAUCCUGGGCAGAACAGUCACCCCCACAACGAUCUGAACUUUAACCCCUCCUCAGAUGGGCAGAUGGGUCAGGGAGCCCAGGAUAUGCCUGAACCCUCCCUGGAUCUGCUUCCAGAGCUGGCCAAUCCAGAAGAGUUACUCUCAUACCUGGACCCUCCCGACCUCCCAGCAAACAGCAACGACGACCUUCUCUCCCUUUUUGAAAACAACUAGUCCCACCUCCCUGACAGAAACCCUCCUGCACCUGAAGGAAUCAUGAUGCGCUUGAUUGUCCGUCCAGACAACCUCCAGUCAACACUUCAAGCAGCUUCCUAUGCUCUUGCACGCACAUGAACUGUUUCUCAAUAGAUGAUGUGUGGCGUAAGAGCACAGCUGUGUGGGAACUUAAGAAGGAAGCAGGACCGUCACUCAUUCCUGCACUCCUAUUUUUCCCCCAUAUAAAGAUUCCACGCACCAGUUCCACCACCUCGGGCUCAAAACGCACCACUUACAGCCAUGCUGGUGGGCACCAAAGUAUAUAUCAUAUACACAUAUAUGUGUAUAUAAACAUAUAUGGUAUUUGUGACUUUCUAACUGAAAACUGUGCAGCUAUAAUCAUUACAUGUAACAACACAGAGGAGGCCAGAGCCUUUGUGAGCUCUAGAAAAAGUGUUGUAGCUUUGUUUUCUAUAUAUAUUUUUUUUCUGUUUGAAAAGAGACAAGUGGGAGGGAAAACCAUUUUGUUCUAAGAGUGUUUUUACCCCUAUUUGAAAUAUGUUCUUCCAAAUAUUUGGCGCAUGCCAUUCCCUUUGGCUCCCCAGACUUACCAGUAUGUGUGUGCCAGCUGAAUAACUGGAGCUCAUCAGAACCAGAGCACUGAAAGGACACAGUGCAGCGUCCUUGAGUGUCAACAGAGGAAAUGAGUGCACUUUGUGCAAUGUAGUGUGGGAGUUUGUGAGUGUGUGUCUGUUUACACGUCCUCUUUUGUUUGCCUGCGAGCAUGUGUGCGAAAGACAGCAUGGAGAGAAAGUUUGAAACGGAGGAGGGAGGAAAAAUGGCCAGUGGAAAGUGGAGGAAACAAUCGAUCACUCGGAGCGGGCUCAGCUCUUCUUCUCCAUCUCAUGUUCUAAUGCUUUACUCCUCCUCAUCCAAUCACAAGUGCAUGUGUGCCAAUGGCUUCUGUUGUCUUCAUCCAGCCUAAAUGUUCUCGAUCAAUUAAUUUUAUCUCUUGUCUUCAUAUUUAUUAUUUCAUUUUCAUGUGUAUGAUUUUAUUUUUUUAAAUUGUUGUCAUUGUUUUUAUUUUAUCUUUGUCUCACAUUAAAAUCAAUCAGAUACACAUCACAACACUUCUAUGCGUUUUGGUCAGGGUUGGAUCUGUCGUCUAUCUUUAUGUACAUGUAUCCAACAGAAGUUUUUAAAUCACUGUAUUUUCUAAAAGAAAAAAACACAUCUGUGUGAGUGUAUAGACCUUCUUUUUGUCACGCUGUCACUUUCGAAUUGCAUCCUUUUGGGGAAAGUCAUCGUGCAUGAUCCAGCAGUUUUCCCAGAGCUGUUGUGUGUAUAUACCCUUUGUGAAUACAUUGUGACUGUACAGUACUGUACCUAUUACCGGCAAAUACAUGGUACUGUGUGUCUGUCAAAGACUAAACACACUCACACACUCACAAACACAUAGAAGCCCUGAUAGCCAGUCUAAUAUUGUAAAACAGUGGUUCCCAACCUAUUUUCUUUGGGGACCCACUACAUGCAAAUACUAAAAAGCUGUGCACCCCCCUGCUCCCCUGUGCUGAAACCAUAUUUGGUUUAAUCCUUUCAAAAGUGAGAUU
This is a messenger RNA of Melanotaenia boesemani (Boeseman's rainbowfish), 5195 nucleotides long. It is a transcript of the gene zmiz1a, whose product is annotated as zinc finger, MIZ-type containing 1a. Lineage: Eukaryota; Metazoa; Chordata; Actinopteri; Atheriniformes; Melanotaeniidae. The coding region runs from base 289 to 3603 and encodes 1104 amino acids. The transcript is spliced from 24 exons. Gene Ontology annotation, molecular function: SUMO ligase activity; zinc ion binding. The record is from RefSeq and is a predicted model, not a curated record. Gene Ontology annotation, biological process: regulation of transcription by RNA polymerase II; protein sumoylation.